AUGUGGCCCCUUAUGCUAUAUGAAAUACCGACAUCCUCUGUCGAAUGCUUGGAGAGAAAGAUCAGCAAACACCUGCGCCGAUGGGUGGGAAUACCACCAAGCUUUACCAGCAUCGGAUUGUAUGGGCGAUCGAACCAGCUACAACUCCCGCUAUCAUCACUAGUGGAGGAGUUCAAAGUUGCAAAGACACUACUGGUAGUGACGCUCAAGCAAUCGCAGGACAGUUCAAUCCGAAAUGCUGGGAUUGAAACUAGGACAGGGAGAAAGUGGUCAGCAAGCCAAGCAGUCGAACAGGCCGAGAAAAGACUCCAGCAAAAAGACAUUGUCGGCAUCACAGCUGUAGGCAGACAGGGGCUAGGCAGCUCCAACAUAACAUUAUGGAGCUCUGCUGGAAACAUGGAAAGGAGGAGAAUGGUGCAAGAUGAAGUCAGAGCAGCAGAAGAAGAAGACAGAAGCGCGAAAGCUGUGGCUAUGGGUGCCCAAGGUGCGUGGACGAAGUGGACAACGACAGAAAGAAAACUGACCUGGGCUGAUAUUUGGAGCUACGAACCACUGAGGAUAGCGUUCCUGCUCAGAUCAGUCUAUGACCUGCUACCGUCACCCUCAAACCUGCACAGAUGGGGUCUACAGGACCACCCCAAGUGCCAAUUGUGUGACAAGACAGGAACCACGGAACAUAUUCUGCCAUCGUGUACCACAGCCCUCACCCAAGGACGCUACAGGUGGAGACACGACAGUGUUCUUCAGGAACUUGCUGACAAGUUGGAGCGCGAGAGGACCAAGAAGAGGCCCAGACAGAAACCCCAAAUGAUUCAGUUCGUGAAGGAAGGACAAAAGGCGCCUAAAAAACUGCAGCCUACCAGUUCUGUAUUAGAUGAAUCUGAUCAGUGGGAAAUGUCUGUUGACCUGAAGCAAAAGCUAGUGUUCCCGAACAUUAUCCAGACAACAUUAAGGCCUGACAUUGUGUUGUGGUCCACUAAAGAUAAGUGUCUGAUCAUGGUUGAACUGACAGUCCCUUGGGAAUCUCGUUGUGAAGAGGCCUUCGAACGGAAAAAGGCCAAGUAUACAUACCUGAAAGAACAGUGCAGAGAGAAAGGAUGGCGAGUGUGGCUCUACCCUGUGGAAAUUGGCACUAGAGGAUUCCCAGCACAGUCGCUGUGGAGAAUGUUCAGUGCCUUGGGCAUCAAAGGAGCAGACAGGAAGAGAGCAGUGGGCAAACUGAGCCUAGCAGCAGAAAGGGCAUCCUGGUUACUUGGUCCGAUUAGGGGACAGGGUAGCUCCUGA
Dreissena polymorpha is the source of this 1284-nucleotide messenger RNA. RefSeq lists its product as uncharacterized. The record is from RefSeq and is a predicted model, not a curated record. Bases 1 to 1284 code for a protein of 427 amino acids. Lineage: Eukaryota; Metazoa; Mollusca; Bivalvia; Myida; Dreissenidae. The transcript has 2 exons.